Orcinus orca (killer whale) is the source of this 2021-nucleotide messenger RNA. RefSeq names its product tRNA methyltransferase O (gene TRMO). The transcript has 5 exons. Bases 176 to 1564 code for a protein of 462 amino acids. Lineage: Eukaryota; Metazoa; Chordata; Mammalia; Artiodactyla; Delphinidae. The record is from RefSeq and is a predicted model, not a curated record.
ACUUGGAGCUUCUGACUGCCCUGGAAAGGCGGGCAACUGCAAGGGGUCCGCGCGAUACAGCAGACACACGUUCAGAAGCAGAACGAGGGAUCCAGGCCCUAAUCGCCACCUAGCGGUGGCCUCCGGCUCCGCCCGCCGCGCACCGCACUUCUCCUGCACUGCGCAGGCGCCAUGCAUGGAGACCGGAAGCGGAAGGCUUGAACGCGUUGGGUGGGCACCUGUGAGACCACUAGCCAUGCGCGACUUGGAGGAGACCGGCCCUCGACCCACAGCGACCUCGUGCGGGUGCGUGAAGCCGGCUCUGGAGACAGGGAAUCUUUUAACUGAGCCAAUUGGUUACUUGGAAUCCUGUUUCUCGGCCAAGAAUGGUACUCCAAGGCAGCCAUCCAUUUGUAGUCAUUCACGGGCUUGUUUGAGGAUUAGAAAAAGCAUCUUUAAUAAUCCUGAACAUUCCUUGAUGGGCUUAGAACAGUUUUCUCAUGUUUGGAUUUUGUUUGUUUUUCACAAAAAUGGUCAUUUGAGCUGUAAGGCAAAAGUGCAGCCUCCUAGGCUGAAUGGUGUGAAGACUGGCGUUUUCUCUACAAGGAGCCCACAUCGUCCCAAUGCGAUAGGACUGACCCUGGCCAAACUGGAAAAGGUCGAAGGUGGAGCCAUAUACCUUUCUGGAAUUGACAUGAUUCAUGGCACACCUGUACUAGACAUAAAGCCCUACAUAGCUGAUUAUGACUCGCCACAAAAUUUGAUUGAGCCUUUAGGGGACGUUAAUUUACAGAAUAACCAAUGUAAACCAAAUACCGUGUCCCAGUGUGACGGCAAGACUGACAGCUGUGACCAACAGCUCUCAGGGUACGAGGAACCACAGCUCUACAGUUGUACUAAGGAGAAACCUAAAUGUCCUGAAGAUAGAACUUCGGGAGAAAACAACGCAAAACACGACAACUCAGCAAAAAUCCAGCAAAGCUCACCUGAGCCCAGGGAGAGAGCAGCAGAUUUGGGUGAAGAAUCAGGAAGUGGUCCGAGUCCUAGGGUAGCAGAAGAGCAAAGUGGCCCACGUUGCCUGGAGAAGAGCGUUUCAGAGGAACAAGCAGACAGCAGGCUGAGGAGAGGGGAAGCAGCGGUGGUCGCACAAGGACACAGCACGGAGAUGCCGCCCGAGGCUCUUCUCUGUCCUUCCAGGGCGGCCGGUGCAGCCCACUGCAGUGCAGUCCCCACCUGGGUGAGAGAGGCUCCCGUGGCCACCUUGGGAGUCCGGUUUACUCCUCACGCGGAGAUGGACCUUGAGCACCUCAGCUCAGGUGAACCAGGUAUUGGUCAGGCUUCAUUUAACUAUUUUCAGUCAGCGGAGGAAGCAAGGUGUGCCAUCGAGGCUGUGCUGUCAGCCGACCCUCGGUCUGUAUAUCGACGGAAACUCUGCCAGGAUCGUCUUUUCUACUUUACAGUAGACACAGCACAUGUCACGUGCUGGUUUGGUGAUGGCUUUGCAGAGGUCUUAAGGAUCAAGCCGGCUUCUGAGCCUGUUCAGAUGAGUGACCCUGCGGAGUCCUUGGUGCCUCUGGGAUCGUGAGUAGCCUCCGUCGAGUCUUUAAGGCAGCCUAAUUGACUUCGGUGUGGCUGUUGGAUUUUCUGUACAAGCUAGUGAUGUGCCUUCUUUGCAGAAAGAAGCAACACUCUGUGAUCUCACUGCUUUGAUUGAUUUGGGUUGUUCAGAAUAUUUAUUUGAAAAACAUGUAUUUUAAUAAACUAAGAGAUAAAGAAUUUGGAGAAAUCGCCAUAUCAUGAUCGUUUUUGAUCAGUUAAUAUUGAAGAAUCCAAAGGUGAUGCUUUAUCACUGUUUUCUGAAAGAAGUCAAUUCUUCUUGGCACUUGAUAAAACUAACUGGGCAGAAGCUGGGUGGAUGUGUUGAACAAUUCAUGUUGGUUUUUUUGUCUGAAAAAGCCUGACCUCUCUGUUUUAUUCUAAAUCAAACUAAGUUAUGAUAUCUUAAGAAACUUAACAAAUCAAAAACCAAGUAGUUAUAAAGA